This is a messenger RNA of Telopea speciosissima, 1544 nucleotides long. RefSeq names its product DEAD-box ATP-dependent RNA helicase 36. The transcript has 6 exons. NCBI's taxonomy places the organism in Eukaryota, Viridiplantae, Streptophyta, Magnoliopsida, Proteales, Proteaceae. The record is from RefSeq and is a predicted model, not a curated record. Gene Ontology annotation, molecular function: ATP binding; RNA helicase activity; nucleic acid binding. Bases 1 to 1503 code for a protein of 500 amino acids.
AUGGUGAAGGUAAAAAACGACGUUUCUGGAACAGAAGCGUUACCUAACGCAGCCCUAGUCGAUGAAGAUUUCCCUCUGUUCUCCAAGAACUUCGCCACAAAGCCCUCUAAGAAACCUUCAUUAAACUCCGAAAACCCUCAACUCCACCCCAAAACACUAGAAAAAUCAACAGAUCCCGAAUCCAAUUCGAGCAGUUUCUCUGAUCUCGGCCUCUCAGAAUGGGCGAUUCAGACUUGUAAAGAGCUUGGUAUUAAGAGGCCAACUCCAGUUCAACAACAGUGUAUUCCUCGAAUUCUUGCUGGAAAUGAUGUUCUUGGGAUAGCUCAAACUGGUAGUGGAAAGACAGCUGCUUUUGCGCUGCCGAUUCUGCAUCGUCUUGCUGAGAAUCCAUUUGGUGUGUUUGCGUUGGUGAUAACACCGACUAGAGAGCUGGCUUACCAGUUGGCAGAGCAGUUCAGGGCGCUUGGGUCUUCCUUGCAUCUACGUUGUGCUGUUAUUGUUGGUGGUAUGGAUAUGAUUAACCAGGCGCAGACGCUGAUGCGACGACCUCAUGUCGUGAUUGCUACCCCGGGAAGGGUAAAGGUUCUACUUGAGAAUAAUCCGGACAUUCCUUCAGUGUUUUCCAAGACUAAGUUUCUUGUUUUGGACGAGGCAGAUAGGGUAUUGGAUGUUGGUUUUGAAGAGGAAUUGAGAGUUGUAUUUCAGUGCUUGCCCAAAGAGCGACAAACUCUUCUGUUUUCUGCAACGAUGACGGACAAUCUUCAAACAUUACUUGAGCUUUCUGCAAAUAAAGCCUACUUUUAUGAGGCAUAUGAGGGCUUUAAGACAGUUGAAUCCCUCAAACAACAGUAUUUUUUAGUUCCCAAGAAUGUGAAGGAUGUUUAUCUCCUAUACAUUUUGUCAAAAAUGGAUGAGAUGGGAAUUCGUUCUGCCAUCAUCUUUGUUUCUACCUGCAGGAGUUGUCACCUAUUGAGUCUAUUAUUGGAAGAACUUGAUCAGACCGUUUCAGCAUUGCAUUCAUUCAAGUCACAGUCUUUGAGGUUAGCUGCACUACAUAAAUUCAAAUCUGGUCAGGUUCCUAUUUUGCUGGCAACAGAUGUAGCCAGUCGUGGCUUGGACAUUCCAACAGUCGAUCUUGUUAUCAACUAUGAUAUUCCGAGGUAUCCUAGAGACUAUGUUCAUCGGGUUGGCCGUACUGCUAGAGCUGGCAGAGGAGGACUAGCUGUGAGCUUUGUUACAGAGAACGAUAUAGAUCUUGUUCAUGAGAUAGAGGCUGUCAUUGGAAAAGAAAUGGAGGCUACCCAAUACAAGGACACUGAGGUUCUUGCUGAAAUCACUAAGGUGUACAAGGCCAGGCGUGUCGCAACAAUGAAGAUGAUGGAUGACGGCUUUGAAGAAAAAGCAAAAGAGAGGAAAGCCCAGAAGCUGAAAACAUUAGCAGAGAAAGGUUUAUUGAAGAAACGUAACAAGAAAAGGAAAAGGCAAAGAUCUGCUAAGGAGUAAGAAGUUGAAAUUGGUAUACGGAAGCAAGGGACUAUAUUACA